Cinclus cinclus is the source of this 1672-nucleotide messenger RNA. RefSeq names its product NRAS proto-oncogene, GTPase (gene NRAS). NCBI's taxonomy places the organism in Eukaryota, Metazoa, Chordata, Aves, Passeriformes, Cinclidae. The record is from RefSeq and is a predicted model, not a curated record. The transcript has 5 exons. Gene Ontology annotation, biological process: Ras protein signal transduction. Gene Ontology annotation, cellular component: plasma membrane. The coding region runs from base 63 to 632 and encodes 189 amino acids. Gene Ontology annotation, molecular function: GTPase activity; GDP binding; GTP binding.
GGGGCGAUCGCGGGGCGGCGGCGGCGGCGGGGCCGGGCCGGGCCCGGCGAGGCCGCGGGGCCAUGACCGAGUACAAACUGGUGGUGGUGGGCGCCGGCGGCGUGGGCAAGAGCGCUCUGACCAUCCAGCUCAUCCAGAACCACUUCGUGGACGAGUACGACCCCACGAUCGAGGACUCGUACCGCAAGCAGGUGGUGAUCGAUGGUGAGACGUGUCUGCUGGACAUCCUGGACACAGCGGGGCAGGAGGAGUACAGCGCCAUGAGGGACCAGUACAUGAGGACAGGGGAGGGCUUCCUCUGCGUGUUCGCCAUCAACAACAGCAAAUCCUUCGCCGACAUCAACCUCUACAGAGAACAGAUCAAGAGAGUGAAGGACUCGGAUGACGUGCCCAUGGUGCUGGUGGGGAACAAGUGUGAUCUGCCCACGAGAACAGUGGACACAAAACAGGCCCAAGAAUUGGCAAAAAGCUACGGAAUCCCCUUCAUAGAGACCUCUGCAAAAACGAGACAGGGUGUGGAAGAUGCUUUUUACACCCUGGUGAGAGAGAUCCGGCAGUACCGGAUGAAGAAGCUCAACAGCAGCGAGGAUGGGAACCAGGGCUGCAUGGGACUGUCCUGCCUUGUCAUGUGAAAAGAUGCCAAGAAAACGUGGUUCAGGUGCAGCUGCUGGACGAGCCUCGAUCUCCUGUGCUGCCUCUCCUGCUGAUGCCUGCAGUGUUUUGGUGCCAGUGCCAGACUCUGGGCACCAGAGUUAAUUAGCACAAGAUCCUUCUCCGUGCUCCAUCUGAAGAGAACAUCCAUGGCAUCUACCUCCCUGCUCAGCUCACCGAGCAGCAGCAGCUCUGGAUGUGCUGGGAUUCUUUCCUCACUGUGUUACCUGGGUUUAUUCAAGAAGAAAACCAGUCACAAAAGUGAACUAUAGAGACUAAAUGCUGUGAAAAAGAUGACACUUUACCUCUAGAGUAAAAGCUAGAAGUGCUGUGUGUCCCCUGUCUGUUGGAUUCCGUGCAGUGCUGUCAGAGGAGUGGCACAGAGCAAUGUCACACGGGGUUGUGCCACCAGGAGUGCCCCUGUCCCCUCAGCUGGGUGUCUGCCCUCUGUGCACCUGUACAGCAGAAGUGCAACAUCUCCAGUGCCAGGAGUGCCACCUACCUGAUCCUCCAUUUCUGUAAUAAAAAGGAAAAUCUUUCCUAACUAAGUGCCUGUUUGCUAAGAAGAUUUCAAGUUGUCCCUUGGGUUGAGGAAAACCCCAAGGACUGGAAUUUCUUGGGAGCUCAUUGUCUCAAGCAGGCAAGUGUGGUGUGGGUGAUCUGUGCCUGACAGGGUCCUUCAGCAGGAAUCUGGAGGCUGGAAGGUCCAGCAGGCACCUGUGAGACUCUUGGAUAAGGGAGGGGACACACUGCAUCUGUGUUUUACUUUCUUUGUGGGUGGAACAGUUUAUAUUCAUAUUGUUUUCCUGCAGCGUUGAGAUCUCUUCCAAGUUGGACCAAACCUGUCAGCUGUUCAUUUUUAACAUGAACUGCCAACAUUUCUGGGCAGCUUCUCACUAAUUAAUCUGGUAACUGGAGGUUGCUUUGGACAGCUGCUAUUCAGCUCUCUCUGUAAUUUGCAAAUUGUUUUAUUCUGAGUUAUUUUCUUACCACAGACUGUAAAGAGUCUCUUCAAAAUGUC